AUGAUGAUGGUUCCGCGUACGGCGAUGGUGCCGGAGUUUCUGACACCGACGCUGAAAUCCUCCCGUAGAUAUUUCAGUUCUCAUGGUCAAUUUGGCGUUGCAGUCUUUCGAUUUGGCGGGAGAAGAUUUCUCAAUCCGAGCAGAGUCUUCGCCCUUUCUGAAACCAGUAAGCUCGUGACGGAGUUUGAUCCGGAGAUUCCGUUGGAGAGAGCAUCGACUCCGCCCACCUCUUGGUACACCGACUCUCAAUUCUACCGUCUCGAGCUCGAUCGGGUCUUUUAUGGAGGAUGGCAAGCCGUAGGAUACUCUGAUCAGAUUAAGAACAAUCGCGACUUUUUCACCGGAAGACUUGGGGACGUAGAAUUUUUGGUGUGUAGAGAUGAUAAUGGAAAGAUCAAUGCUUUUCACAAUGUAUGUUCUCACCAUGCCUCUGUAUUGGCAUCUGGAAAUGGGAAAAAGUCUUGCUUUGUGUGCCCUUAUCAUGGAUGGACGUAUAGCUUGAACGGGUCGCUUGUCAAAGCUACUAGAAUGACUGGGAUAGAGAACUUUGCUCUAAAUGAAAUGGGACUCAAACCUCUAAGAGUGGCUGUCUGGGGACCUUUUGUUCUUCUCAAGGUGACCAAAACCACACUGAGUCAAGAGGAACUCGUGACCGAUGACGUAGUGGCAGCAGAAUGGCUUGGUACUUCUGUGGGGAGGUUGAGCCAAGGUGGAGUUGAUUCCCAUCUUAGUUUCAUAUGUAGACGCGAAUACAUCAUUGAUUGUAAUUGGAAGGUGUUCUGUGAUAACUACUUAGAUGGUGGCUAUCAUGUGCCUUAUGCACAUAAAGGUCUGAUGUCAGGCCUUGAUCUCGAAACCUAUUCUACAACGACAUUGGAAAGGGUUAGUAUCCAAGAAUGUGGAGGUGGUUCCAAGGCUGGUGAAGAAGACGGUUUCAGUAGGCUUGGAUCUCAAGCACUAUACGCUUUUGUCUACCCAAACUUCAUGAUAAAUAGGUAUGGACCUUGGAUGGACACAAAUCUAGUGAUACCUUUAGGACCACGGAGAUGCAAAGUAGUCUUCGACUAUUUUCUUGAUCCUUCUUUAAAGGAUGAUGAAGCUUUCAUCAAGAGAAGUCUGGAAGAAAGUGAGAGAGUUCAGAUGGAAGAUGUUGUGUUGUGUGAGAGUGUUCAAAGGGGUCUUGAAUCGCCGGCUUAUGACAAAGGAAGAUAUGCUCUGGUGGAGAAAGCAAUGCACCAUUUCCAUUGUCUGCUACAUCAGAAUUUAAAACUGUAG
Arabis nemorensis is the source of this 1275-nucleotide messenger RNA. Lineage: Eukaryota; Viridiplantae; Streptophyta; Magnoliopsida; Brassicales; Brassicaceae. The record is from the annotation of a GenBank genome assembly.